UUUUGGUUCCUCUUCAUUAAAGAGUCUCUUUAGAAGUUGUCAGAUGUUCAGCGCAAUAGGACAAUAAGGUGUAACCCUCUUAUCUUCCUCCUGGUGUUCUAGGCGACCAUCAUGGUGUUCCAGGCUCUUGCGCAGUACCAGAUAGACAUUCCGCAGCAUAAAGACGUGAAUUUGGAUGUUUCUAUUCUCCUGCCACGCCGUGCUAGUCCAAUAAACUACAAAAUCUUAAACCAGAAUGCUCUGGUGGCCAGAACAGCAGAGACCAAAUGGAAUGAAGACUUCACUGUGAAGGCAGAAGGAACUGGACAAGGGACCUUAACUGUAAUAACGAUUUAUAAUUCAAAGCUACGGGAGGAUGAAUCUCAGUGUAAGAAGUUUGACCUGAGGGUAUCGGUCGAAGAAGCCCAGGGCGUUAAGAAGCCGGAAGGAGCGAUGCGUUCAGUCUAUAUUAAAAUCUGCAUCAGGUUCCUCGGUGUGGUUGAUGCCACAAUGUCCAUCAUCGAUAUCUCCAUGCUCACUGGCUUCUCACCAGAUGUGAAGGAUCUUAAGAGACUUUCCCAAGGGGUCGACAGAUACAUUUCCAAGUUUGAAAUCGACAAAGCGCCAUCUGACAGAGGCAACCUCAUAAUCUACCUGGACAAGGUUUCUCACACAGAGGAUGAAUGCCUGCAGUUUAAAGCUCACCAGUUUUUCGAAGUUGGUCUCAUUCAGCCGGCAUCCGUCACAGUCUACGACUAUUACACCAUAGAUGACCGAUGCACCAAGUUCUACCACCCGUCUAACCAGAGCGGGCUCUUCAAUAAGAUCUGUCAUGGGGACGUCUGCCGCUGUGCGGAAGAAAGCUGCUUCAUGCAGCAGAAGAUAGAGGGUCCCAUCACCCUGAACAAGCGAAUGGAGGAAGCCUGCAAACCUGGAGUGGAUUAUGUGUAUAAAACCAGGCUUGUUAGAAGUGAAGAAGUGGACGGGUCUGACUACUACACCAUGGAAAUUUUGGAAAUCAUUAAAACAGGAACUGAUGAAAAUCCACAAGGAAAAACCCGCCAAUUCAUCAGCCACAUAAAAUGCAGGGAGUCUCUGAGGCUGGAGCGUAACAAAGACUACGACUUGUGGCCCAGGAAAGCUGAUUGUACUGAAACCUCAAGAGAACACCUAGGAGUCUCCUCUUCUCUGUUCCUUUCAUCUUCAUCCCUCUCCACCCCGUAUUAUCUCCUCCUCACUCUGCUCUUAUAUGUGACAUCUUUUUUCACCCCCGCCCUAGGGACUGAUGAAGAUCCACAAGGAAAAACCCGCCCAUUCAUCAGCCACAUAAAAUGCAGGGAGUCUCUGAGGCUGGAGCGUAACAAAGACUACGACUUGUGGCCCAGGAAAGCUGAGCUAUCCUACAUCAUUGGCAAGGAUACCUGGAUCGAGAAGUGGCCCAACGAGGACGAAUGCUGGAAGCCGGAUUUCCAGAACCUCUGCCAGGAAUUCCUUGAGUUCUCUGAAACCAUGACCAUGUUUGGCUGCCCAACCUAAACUUGGACCCAGCUUUCCCAGCAGCCCCAAUUGGACAGUUUGAGCUGAGAUGGAGCAUAACCCUCAGGUGGAGACAGCUCCACUCAGAGUCCCAAUGCUGCUGACACUCGCUGCUAGUCCUGUCCUCUUUGGGGGUUUCACUCUCUUUUCUUCUUAUUGUUUCUAUAUAUAUAUA
Messenger RNA from Mauremys mutica (yellowpond turtle), 1690 nucleotides. Its product is annotated as A.superbus venom factor 1-like. The record is from RefSeq and is a predicted model, not a curated record. Gene Ontology annotation, cellular component: extracellular region. The transcript has 13 exons. The coding region runs from base 112 to 1515 and encodes 467 amino acids. Lineage: Eukaryota; Metazoa; Chordata; Testudines; Geoemydidae. Gene Ontology annotation, molecular function: protein binding.